This is a messenger RNA of Blepharisma stoltei, 606 nucleotides long. NCBI's taxonomy places the organism in Eukaryota, Ciliophora, Heterotrichea, Heterotrichida, Blepharismidae. The record is from the annotation of a GenBank genome assembly.
AUGGCAAGAAGAGAUUAGUAACUUAUAUACAGCGACUUCUUGUUUAAAUUAGUCUUAGUCGGAGAUUCCGGGGUCGGAAAAUCUUGCUUGCUAUUGCGUUUUGCAGAUGAUACUUUUUCGGAGUCAUAUAUAAGCACAAUAGGGGUGGAUUUUAGAUUCAAAACUUUUACGAUUGACAAUAAGCUGGUCAAGCUUCAAAUUUGGGAUACUGCUGGCCAAGAAAGAUUUAGAACUAUAACUAGUGCUUACUAUAGAGGCGCUGACGCUAUUUUGAUUGUUUUUGAUAAGACGAACAAGGAAAGCCUUGAUCAUAUAAAAGACUGGGUUGAAGAAAUUAAUAAAUAUUCUGAAGGGUCAGUCAGAGUAUUGCUGGGGAAUAAAUGCGAUAGAAAUGAUAAAGUUGAAGUAAGCGAAGAAAUGGGGCAAAAGUAUGCUGAAAUGUAUGGUAUGAUGUAUGUUGAAACUAGUGCGUUAAGCGCACAUCAUGUAAGCGAAGCUUUUUUUAUGGCAACAAGGGAGCUUGUACAGAAAAAAGAGAAAAAGACACCGAAAGGAAAGAAACUUGAUGACUUGAAAAAAAUUAGGAAAAAGUCGAAAUGUUGUUAA